This is a messenger RNA of Ictalurus punctatus (channel catfish), 3575 nucleotides long. Its product is annotated as P2Y purinoceptor 13. Gene Ontology annotation, molecular function: G protein-coupled purinergic nucleotide receptor activity. The record is from RefSeq and is a predicted model, not a curated record. Gene Ontology annotation, cellular component: membrane. Gene Ontology annotation, biological process: negative regulation of adenylate cyclase activity; G protein-coupled receptor signaling pathway. The transcript is spliced from 3 exons. The coding region runs from base 469 to 1512 and encodes 347 amino acids. Lineage: Eukaryota; Metazoa; Chordata; Actinopteri; Siluriformes; Ictaluridae.
AGAUAGUGCCAGAUCCUGAAAAGACGUCACAGGCUAUUGUUGUGCAACAUCACUUAUCACUUCUAAGUCUAUUGUAAUUUAUGCAAAUGAGUAAAUAAAGUUGGGCACGAAGCAGAACUGAGGCCACACUGAGACAAAGGACAGGAAAUGGAACAGGAUGGGGAUAUUCACCCUGGCACUGGAAUGGCAGACCUAUUGUGAUGAGAAAGGACGGCUUUGAGAGGCCACCAGUAGAGAAAACAAGUGUGCGUGUGUGUGUGUGUGUAUGUGUGCGUGUUUCAUGUUUGUGUGUGUAUGUUUGUGCGUGCAUGUGCAGGCCACAAGCACAGCGCAAUAGGCAAAGCGUGAAUGGGAGGUCUCAGGCAUUUACUGAUUUUCAUGUAGCAGUUUCAGCUGGAAACAAUCAAACAAAAAAGCAGAAGAGUUUUUCACUUCUCCUAAAGCAGCGGUCAAAGCUGGGACGUGAGGAUGAAUGCGAGUCAGCAGAACGCCUCCAUGCAAUGUAAGCUGGACAACAAGAUCAGUUCGGUUGUCUUCCCCUGCUUGUAUUCUGCCCUCUUCCUGGCUGCCAUCGUCCUCAACUGCUUGGCUGCCUGGAUCUUCUUCCAGAUCCGCAGCAGCUCCACAUUUGUGGUGUACCUGAAGAACGUAGUGGUGGCCGACCUGCUCAUGACCCUGAGUGUUCCUUUGAAGGUACUAACAGACGCUGGCAUAGGCUCAACAACACUGAGGGCCUUCUACUGCCGCUACACCGGCGUCCUCUUCUACACCACCAUGUACAUCAGCAUCCUGCUGCUGGGUCUCAUCAGCCUGGACCGUUACCUGAAAAUCGUGCGGCCCUUCGGAAAAUGCGCCCUGCAGCGGGUCGGUGUGGGUAAGGCGCUGUGCGCAGGGGUCUGGGUUGUCAUGGUGGCUUUCGCGCUACCUAAUGUGAUCCUGAGCAACCGUGAGUUUACUGUGGGUCGCAGCAAGAAGCUGAAAUGCAGCAGCAUGAAGAGUGAUCUGGGCCUGCGCUGGCACGAGGGAUUUAACUACUUUUGUCAGGUGGUGUUCUGGGGGACUCUAGUUGUAAUGGCUAUCUGCUACACCUUCAUCAGCAGGAAGGUAUACGAGUCUUACCGCGCCUCACGGAGCAGCUCUGGCACCGCCAGCAAACGCACCAAGUCCAAGGUAUUUGUCGUGGUGGGCGUGUUCUUUGUUUGUUUCGCUCCCUUCCACUUGGCCCGAGUGCCCUACACCCUCACUCAAACACGAGGCCCGUCCGCUCAUUGCUGGGAUCAGAAGAUGUACUUGGCAAAGGAGAUCACACUCUGGCUGUCAGCCACCAACAUUUGCCUGGACCCUCUCAUCUACGUCUUCCUGUGCCGAGUCUUCCGCAGGAAAUUAACAGCUACCCUCUGCCACAAGCCUUUAGCCAAUGGAGGGCUCGAGUCCCCUACAGAGACAUCGACCAAGCAGGAAAUGUCUCAUAUGGGUCAUUAUAACAAUGCUAAUGAGUUCCGCUCACAUUAACAUCAUCAUAUACAUGGAAGUCUGGUCACAAUACACUGGUUUGGAGUUGACUGGACCAAAUAACAUUAUGCCAGAACUUCGAGUCAUUUUAUAAAAUUAGAUUUAUACUGCACAUAACUGUAGCUGGUUGAAAUGUCUGUGAAUAGAUCUUAUAGCUGGGUUUGUUUUCCCACCAUGAGCUGUUUUUAUUUAAUCAUUUAUAGAACACAAUACACCAAUUUUACUCAGUUGAUGCGUAUUACUCGAGAAUACAAAAUUUACACUGAUUUAGACUCUAAUUAAUAUUCUUUCAUGAUAAAACCCUGGACUAAAGAUUUGUAUUCAAAAUUUCUGUAGGGGGAGACACGGUGGCUUAGUGGUUAACACGUUUGCCUCGCACCUGCAGGGUUAGGGGGUUUGAAUCCUGCUCCUGCCCUGUGUAUGUAGAGUUCGCAUGCUCUCGCCAUACUUUGGGGGUUUCUUCUGGGUACUCCAGUUUCUUCCCGCAGUCCAAAGACAUGCGUUGUAGGCUGAUUGUGUGUGAAUGAGUGUGUGUGUGCGAUUGUGCCCUGCGAUGCGUUGUCACCCCAUCCAGGGUGUACCCCGCUUUGUGCCCCAAGUUCCCAGAGAUAGGCUCCAGGUUUCCCGGCAAAAAUGUGUAGGAUAAGCGGUCUAGAAAAUAAAUGGAUGGAUCUAUGGAUGUUAUACGUAUGCAUUACGGGGCAGUGGUUAAGGCUCUGGGUUACUGCUCAGAAGGUUGGGGCUUCAAGCCCCAGCACUGCCAAGCUGCCACUGUUGGGCCCUUGAGCAAGGCCCUUAACCCUCUCUGCUCCAGGGGUGCUGUAUCAUGGCUGACCCCAGCUUCCUGGCAUGCUGGGGUAUGCAAAGAAAAUAAUUUCGCUGUGCUCUACUGUAUAUGUGACCAAUAAAGACUCAUUAUUACUCUGUCAGGACACACUGACCUACCAGUGUACAAAUACAUAGUCGCUAUUAGCAAUUGAUCUCACAUAUUGGCAAUUGACAACAUUUGAUUGAUUUCUUUGCCUAACGAUUUGGAAUUAAUAGACUGACGUCAUAGUUAAUAAGCUCACAUUGGCACCAUGUAAGAGAAAAUUAAUGUUAAGACCUAAUCAGCUUAUGGGGUUGAAAUAUCCACCAAAAUGUGAUGUCUAUUCAUGAACAUGAUCUCAAAGUGUUCUAUCUUUAAGCAAACAUGCUUUAAUUACUACAAGAUGGUUUCCUUCAGGGACAAAAAUAUCCAUAUACAGGCUCGGCAUAUACAUAUACAGGAAUUUCUGUUUGAUCUUAUAAGCUAUAAAUAUUUUUUCCUCAUUAUUUUUAAUGGCCUAAACUGAACUAUAGGAUAAUAUUAUUUAAAGCGACCUAUUAGCUCAGUCCUUUAGGAACUCAAAGUACUUUAUAUAUUUUUACUUAAACAUUUGAACUCUCAGAUUACUAGAGCAGGUAAGACAUGCAAACUGUAUUAAAGAUUUCUGGUAGUCGAUGUGUUGGGAAAGUGAUGCUAAAUCUGCUGUGACAAGUGUAUAAAUUAGCCUAAGUAGCAAUUUCUUGAAAGAAUUUUUGAACGUCAUCUGUUUUUGAGCAGCUUAACCCAUGUUGGGAUUUUUCUUUUCUCUUUUUUCAAUCUAAACUCAGUGGUUUUGGUUUCGUUGUUAGUUUGGUUCCUCAUGGCAUUAAUUUUUCUUGGUGCUUUAAAGACUCCGAUAUUACAAUAGAUAUUCAAUUUGAAAUUUGAGUCAAAAUGCUAACAGUCAUGUUUUAUUAUCCCAAAUUCUCUAAGAGUACAGCUGCCAUUUCUGGACCAAGCUUAUUUGUAAUAAUAAAAAUAGAGAUUUAUAUAAUAUUUCAUUAUUAUUAUUAAAUAUGUCUUGGAUACGUCUGUAAAUACCGUGCUUUGUUACUUUCACUUAAAAUUUUGUGAUUUCUUUGGAGCUCUUGAAUUUCAGCACUGAAAUUAGGAUAGCACUUUAUUUAAUAGUAACUUCAGUAUUUAAUGAGUCCAUAUGUAAUAAUUAGUGAUGUCUUGCACAUACUUUACAUGUUGAAUAAAGGCGAAAAAAUAA